UCGAAACUUACUACAAUUUCACAGCAUUCGGGGUUUCCUUUUCUUCAAAGUCUAACCCCUCUUUUUCUGUCCGUAAGAAGUCGAACCCUACUCCUAAGUCGAACCAUCACGAGGGUGCGAUGCAGGCCAACUUUUGGAAUUUGAUUAACACAUCCGUUCGGCCAGUAUGUGUCAAGCGUGUUGUCAGCCCCGUGUUCUCAAUAGCCCAGCAGCGAAGGUAUGCAAGUUCCGUGGAUGCUGACAUUGUAAUAAUUGGAUCUGGUCCCGGAGGCUAUGUAGCUGCUAUAAAGGCAGCCCAGCUGGGCAUGAAAACAGUCUGUGUUGAAAAAGAUCCGACAUUGGGUGGAACGUGCCUCAAUGUUGGGUGCAUCCCUUCGAAGUCACUUUUGAAUAAUUCUCAUUACUACCACAUGGCUCAUAGCGGUGAUUUGCAAGAGCGUGGAAUAUUGGUUGACAAUGUAAAGUUGGACCUGGAUAAGCUCUUGCAGCAAAAAUCAAACGUAGUGAAAGCUCUAACGAGUGGAAUUGCCGGGCUUUUCAAAAAAAACAAAGUAGAAUGGGUAAAGGGGCAUGGAAAAAUCACUGGAAAAAAUCAGGUCUCUGCAUUGAACCCUGAUGGCUCAGUUGGGACCACGAUUAACACAAAGAAUAUCGUGAUUGCUACUGGUAGCGAAGUCACACCGUUUCCUGGAAUUGAGGUAGAUGAAAAACAAGUAGUUUCUUCAACUGGCGCUCUGUCCCUGAAUCCGGUACCCAAGCGGUUAAUUGUUAUUGGUGCUGGUGUCAUCGGUCUUGAGCUGGGUUCAGUCUGGCAAAGACUGGGGUCGGAUGUAACGGCGGUUGAAUACAUGACUUCCAUUGGUGGUGCUGGCAUUGACGGAGAAGUCAGUAAAACUCUUCAAAAAAUUUUAGGAAAACAAGGUCUGAAGUUCAAACUUGGAACUAAAGUAACAGGGGCUACUAGAUCAGGUGGUGAGAUCAAAGUCGCCAUUGAGGACGCUAAGGAUCCCAGUAAAAAAGAGGAAUUACCUUGCGAUGUCUUACUUGUAUGCGUUGGCAGAAGGCCCUACACUCAAAACCUUGGUCUCGAAGAUAUCGGUAUUGAAAGGGACGAAAAAGGAAGGAUCCCAGUGAAUAAUAGAUUCCAAACUGUCAUACCUAACAUCUACGCUAUCGGAGACUGCAUUCAUGGACCUAUGCUGGCGCACAAAGCUGAAGAUGAAGGAAUCAUUACCGUUGAGGGAAUUGCUGGAGGUGCUGUGCAUAUCGACUAUAAUUGUGUGCCAAGCGUUGUCUACACCCAUCCAGAAGUUGGUUGGGUAGGCAAGACAGAGGAGGACUUGAAAAAAGAAGGCAUCGAUUACAAAGUUGGAAAGUUCCCAUAUUUGGCCAAUUCCAGGGCUAAGACUAACUUGGAAACUGACGGGUUUGCCAAAGUUCUAGCUGAUAAGAAUACUGAUAAGAUUCUUGGAGUUCAUCUCGUUGGCCCAGCAGCUGGAGAACUUAUCAACGAAGCUGUUCUAGCAAUGGAAUACGGCGCCAGCGCUGAAGACGUCGCGAGAGUGUGUCACGCCCAUCCAACAUGUGCAGAAGCUCUAAGAGAGGCGCAUUUAGCCGCAUAUUUCGGCAAACCCAUCAACUUUUAAUCGAACUGACCCAAGGAUGAAAAAUGUAUGAAACAUCGUGAUCGCUCAUUACGACUAUUGGAUAGUUCGAGUUAUAAUAUCAAUAUCACGUCGUAGGCAUUAGCUAAAAGCAAAGCAAUCGAUGCCAUCAAGUAACCGGAAUAAAAACGUUGUAAAUAAAGUUAACUAAAUAUCGUUACACAGCAGGUCUAGUAAACCCCAUUGUAACAGUCAUACCAAUGUACUAUCACAUCAACUCUAUCUAUGUAUUUAUUAAAAUCUGAUAUUAAAGUCCACCGGCUUAUCAGAGCAUGUGGGAUAAAAAAUA
Molecule: messenger RNA, 1953 nt
Organism: Athalia rosae (coleseed sawfly)
Lineage: Eukaryota; Metazoa; Arthropoda; Insecta; Hymenoptera; Athaliidae
Product: dihydrolipoyl dehydrogenase, mitochondrial
Exons: 7
Coding region: 120-1646 (508 amino acids)
Cellular component (GO): oxoglutarate dehydrogenase complex; mitochondrion
Molecular function (GO): flavin adenine dinucleotide binding; dihydrolipoyl dehydrogenase (NADH) activity
Source: RefSeq, a predicted model, not a curated record